GCACCAGGUCGGACUGCAAGAGCUUUUGGCCCUGCUGCGGACGAAGCGGUAUGAGGAGGUCUUGGAGGCCUGGCCUAUCUUGGAGGAGUUUACUGCUGAGGCGUUUUCCGCCGUGGUGGAGGCCCUCCUGGCGUUGGACAGGCCGGAGGAUGUUGGGCUGUUCUUCUCCAAGGCCGCGAACAACCUGACGCACCUGAGGGGGUCGCUGCAUCACUCGGUGCGGGCUCUGGCAGAGUCCAGUCAGGCACCUGCUGCCUGCGUCUCCUCGGCUUUGAGAGAUGUCUUCCAGUUCCGCGGCUCCCUGGACGGCCGGGCCUGCCAGGAGCUGCUGGUGGCCUUUGCGAACAUGAACGACCCGCGGCACGCCGGCGAGCUGGUGAAGCACCUGCACGCCCAGGAAGAAGAGCUGCCGUGUGAUGUCCUGAGUCGCGCGGUGCGGGCCUUCCUCUCGUGCCAGAACCUGGAGGCUGCUGUUGAGUAUCUCCAGCAGGUGGCGGCCUGCGGCUUGCCCAGCGAGGCGCGCGCGAGCGAAUCCGCGGGAUAA
Messenger RNA from Effrenium voratum, 544 nucleotides. NCBI's taxonomy places the organism in Eukaryota, Dinophyceae, Suessiales, Symbiodiniaceae. The record is from the annotation of a GenBank genome assembly.